Molecule: messenger RNA, 1768 nt
Organism: Podarcis muralis (Common wall lizard)
Lineage: Eukaryota; Metazoa; Chordata; Lepidosauria; Squamata; Lacertidae
Gene: SERTAD1
Product: SERTA domain containing 1
Cellular component (GO): nucleus
Molecular function (GO): transcription regulator activity
Source: RefSeq, a predicted model, not a curated record
UCUCGGGGGUCCCUGGCGGGGCCGCCGCGCCGGAGGAUCCCGGCUGGAUCCCGGGACUGCGCCGCCCGCCCGGCCUGGCCAUGAGUCACUCUCCGCUCCCGCGACGGGGAGGAAGCUGCGCGCGCCCCCGCCCGGACGGACACCCGCGGGGGCUUCCCAAAAUGCGGGGGCGGGGAUCCGGGCCGGGCGAGACUUGCCCGAUCCCGCCCCAGAGAGUUGGGGGGGCCGGUUACUUGGGAGGAGGGAUCUCCUUAGCCGAUCGAUCCCCAAGAGCGGGGGGGGGAGGGGCUCGGGAUCUCGCCCUCCUCCGGGGCAGCUGGAUCCCGGAGCCCAGCUGGGCGGGGCGCAGCGUGCAGAGCGGCCGGAUCCAGACCGGAAGCCCUGCCGGGUGGGGCCUGGGCGCCGCGACCCCCUCCCAUCCCGGCCGCGGGAGGAGGAUCCCUCCGGCAACCCCGCCCCCACCUCAGCUGCGGGGAAGGAUCCGACCCUGCUGGAGAUCCUGCCCGGCUCACAGCUUCACUCAGAGACCUUGCUUCUUAAUGGGCGUCGUAUAAAGAUGCUGGCCAAGGGCACGAAGCGGAAGCGGAUUGAGGGGGACGAGGGCGCCCCCUCCGCGGCCCCCACCAGCUCCCUCUUCAGCCUCUCGGUCUCCAAGCUGCACCAGAGCCUCCAGCACGUCGAGCCCAACCUGCGGCACCUGGUGCUCCUGGCAAACACCCUGCGGCGGAUCCAGGACGAGAUGCAGCCGGCCACGGGGGCCCUCUUCCAGCAGCCGGACCCUCCUGCGGCCCCCGCUGGCAGCUCCGUCUGCAGGGAGAGUUCUGGGGGCGCCCUGCCCUGUGCCCUCCAGGACCCUGGCAGGAGGCUGCCUCCGCCACCGCCUUCUCUCGCCCCCCACGCGGACGAGCUGCUCCUCUCCAGCAUGGACCUCUCGGUCUUCUCCACCAUCUUGGAGGACCUCAGCGGCCUGGAAGGGUUUGGGGAUGCCGUGCACCCCUCCGCCGCCCAGCCCGAGGGGGGCCCGCUCUGCUCUGAGCCGGAACGGACUUCGCAGCCGUGCUCCUCCGCCCCGCUGGACACCCAGGGCCCCAGCACCUACCUCCUGGAGGACGGCCUGGAGGGCAUCUUUGAAGACAUUGACACCUCCAUGUAUGACUGUGAGCUGUGGUCGCCCACCAGUCUCCCCAGCUUCAAGGAGGCCUUUCCCAGCUCGGAGGACGAGCGGCCAGGCUUGGCGGACCUCGAUUAUCUCAUGGACAUGCUGGUGGAGGCUCAGGAGCUGUGACCUGGGCAGGGGGGGGAAGGGGGGGAGUGGACGUUCCUGUAGGAGCCGAGUUUCACCUUGGGGUGGAGGCACCUCUGGUGGGUGGGUCGCAAGUGGGCGACGGAGGGAAAGGGGGGAGUUGCAGUUAGCAUCAGGUUGUAUUCAGCUCAAGGGUUUUUCUCCAAGUAGACCGACUGUCGGUUAAUUUCUGUAGGUCUCUGCUGACUGCAUUGAAACAGCCAGAGCCUUGUGUGAAGAUGCAAAACGGGCCCAUUUACAUCUUCCGAGAAGCUGUUUCCUCAACUUCCUGUAUGAGAUAAUCCCACAAAGGAAGGGGCUCUGCGGCCCCCUUGACAUUCCUGGAAGUCAGAGUCCUACUUUCCGUGAGAAUCUGGGCACCUCCAAGAGGCUCAAACAGAUUACAGUGGUACCUCGGUUUAAGAACAGUCCUGUUUACGAACGAUUCGGUUUACAAACUCCACAAAACUGGAAGUAGUGUCUCGG